Molecule: messenger RNA, 1716 nt
Organism: Adineta steineri
Lineage: Eukaryota; Metazoa; Rotifera; Eurotatoria; Adinetida; Adinetidae
Source: the annotation of a GenBank genome assembly
AUGAAUAGUUUUGUUGUAAGCGUCUUGCUUGCAUUCUCAAUACUUGUUUUAAUUUCUAAUGCUUCGAAUUGUGGCAUCCGAUCGAAAUCUAGAAUAGCAGGCGGUGAUGAAUCUGCCAUUGGUAGUUGGCCAUGGAUGAUUUCUUUACGAGCAAAAGACUUUCCUCAACAUCUUUGUGGAGGAUCAUUAAUCCAUCGAAAAUAUGUGCUUACAGCUGGUCACUGCACUUUUCUUUUUCUGCCAUCACAAUAUGAAGUACAUAUUGGUCUUCAUUAUCAAAAUAGUACAGAUCAUUUUAUUUCUCCUGUAAAGACAAUUUAUCGUCACUCGAACUAUACAUCAACAGUAGAAUUUUCUCAAACUGUCUAUGAUUUUGCUGUUCUCGAACUCGAACGAGAUACAGAAGAUAAGUUUAAUACCAUUUGUCUCCCGACGCUUAUGGAAAAUUUGAACGUUGCUAGUAAAAUAAAUACGACAACAUUGGGUUGGGGAAGAACAAGUCCUAAUGCUACGAGUUUAUCUCAGACGCUGCAAGAAGUCACUUUAGUAUUGCUGAAUAGUUCUUCAAAAGAAUGUAUUAAAACUGAUCAAGGACCAUUGAUUGUCAACGAUUCAUUACAGCUUUGUGCUGGACGACUUGAAGGUGGUUUUGGAACUUGUGGAAGCGAUUCUGGAGGACCUUUAAUGGUACAGUGUCCUCUUGAUAGUCGUUGGUAUCUUAUUGGUAUAACAUCAUAUGCAUGGGGUUGCGGUUUACCAGCAUCACCUACAAUAUUUUUACGUGUAAGUGCCUAUAUACCUUGGAUGACGGAAAAUAUACCAGAACUUUUCAUCAUUCAACCAUCUUCUACCAUGCCAACGACAUUACUAACAACAACAACAACAACAACAAGAGCAACAAUUUCAAUUGAGCAGACUACAAAUUUCAAUCCAGCAUCAAGUGUUGCAUCGAUCAAAUUUAUAAAUAGAAUUUCGAAUGAAACUAUCUCACAAUAUGAUGAUCUUCAAGUAAUGGAAGUACCAGAACAUGGUGAUCGAGCUCAUAUCAUUGUUUAUCUCGAUUUCCGUUCAGAUCUUCAACUGAUUAAGAAUGUGAAGGAUCAAAAGUGUCAACUAUCGAACAUGGAACAAGAAACAAAGAUCGCUUAUCCAAGAUUAUUUUUGAGUGAAUCGAGUGGAGAUGGAUUUGCGGUACCAGAUCUUCCAAUUGAUGCCAGUAAUGUUGAAAAGAUACAUAUUUUCAAACUCGAACGAGAAGAAACCAUUCAAAAUACAUCAUAUCUUCGAUCAGAACUUCAACAAGCAUGUGCUGGUCUGCCAGUGCAUUGGGCUGAUUCAGUUGAUGAGAAGGAUUUAGAUCGAAUGACAGAAAACGGAGAAAUAUUCUAUGAUCGAACUGAGAAUACCAUUUUGAAACCGGCAAAUGCAGAAAGUCGACUUAGUCGUGGAAACAGUUGCAAUCCAAAUCCUCAAGGAUUGCCUCCAAGUCAAUAUGAUUGCCACGGUAUGUGCGUUAAUCAAAAAUGUCGAAUGUCAUCGGAGUCAGGUUAUUAUUUUAUAAUGUGUCCAAUGAAUGGAAAUAUUGGACAAAGUUGUUCUCAGCAUAUGCUUCAUAUGGGAGGCCAAUGUAAACUAUGUUGUGAUGACCCCGGAUCAUCUUGUUCAGCACCAACUAAUGGUGGAUACUGGCAGCGUUGUGACUGCGUCAAAUGGUAA